AUGUCUGAAAAUGCUGAAAAUGAAUCUGUCACUCGUACAAUUUACAAAACAGUGCAUAAGAUGGCAGAACGAGGAAAACCGUUUACUGAUGGCAACUUCAUCAAAGAGUGUAUGAUGGAAGCAGCAAAUGACUUGUGUCCUGAGAAAGCCGAUUUGUUUGGAAGUAUCAGCCUUUCGGCAAGUUCAGUUGUGCGGAGAACAGAAGAACUUGGAGAGAACAUAGUGCUACAGAUACGCGAGAAAGCUGAGAACUACUUGUGGUAUUCUCUGGCGCUGGAUGAGUCUACUGGUCUCUCGAGUACGUCACAACUUCUCGUGUUCAUUCGUGGUGUCAAUUUGGACUUUCAGAUAACGGAAGAGUUGGCAUCCGUUUGCAGCAUGCAUGGAACAACAACUGGAAAAGACAUUUUCAUGGAAGUGCAAAAAACUUUGCAAGACUAUAACCUUCAGUGGAAUCAGCUUCGAGGUGUUACAGUUGAUGGAGGAAAAAACAUGGCUGGAGUGAGGAAGGGUCUGGUGGGGCAGAUCAGGACUCAAUUGGAAGAUUUGCAAAUUCCGGGCACUCUGUUCAUACACUGCAUCAUACAUCAGCAAGCACUCUGUGGGAAAGAUUUAGAUAUUUCUUGUGUACUGAAACCAGUCGUUUCUGCUGUGAACUUCAUUCGGGGACAUGCACUCAAUCACCCUCAGUUCCAGGCUUUUCUUGAAGAAAUUGAUUCUGAUUUCUGUGACGUGCCUUAUCACACAGCAGUGAGGUGGGUCAGCUGCAGUAAAGUCCUGUUUCGUUUUUACAAGCUCCGAAACGAAAUAGAUGUUUUUCUCACUGAAAAAGAUAAGAGCUGA
Messenger RNA from Homarus americanus (American lobster), 843 nucleotides. Its product is annotated as general transcription factor II-I repeat domain-containing protein 2-like. The transcript has a single exon. Lineage: Eukaryota; Metazoa; Arthropoda; Malacostraca; Decapoda; Nephropidae. Bases 1 to 843 code for a protein of 280 amino acids. The record is from RefSeq and is a predicted model, not a curated record.